AUGGUAAAUCAGCCACAAGCAACUAGUUCCGCCACACCGGUCCAGAAUACUGAGGAUCAAGUAGCAAGUGCCUCUUCUACUGUGAACUUGAUAGAUUCAUUGCAGAAACAAUAUUUCAAAAUCAAAGAGAAUGCAGAAACCUACCCUUAUGUAUGGGCUUCCUAUAUUGUUGUAUAUGGUGGCUUUGGUCUAUGGACUGCAUAUAGAUGGAAAAAGCUUCGAAAAACCGAAGACAGAGUAAAGAAUCUUCAAGAGAAACUACGAAAGCUUGUUGAAGCUGAAGAAUAUGCUAUUUCUACUUCUACCAAAGUGGUUGAAAAGGGUUCUACAUCUUCUGAAACGCCUUCCAAGUAG
Messenger RNA from Arachis ipaensis, 354 nucleotides. RefSeq lists its product as uncharacterized. The record is from RefSeq and is a predicted model, not a curated record. NCBI's taxonomy places the organism in Eukaryota, Viridiplantae, Streptophyta, Magnoliopsida, Fabales, Fabaceae.